Messenger RNA from Caenorhabditis elegans, 2043 nucleotides. RefSeq names its product Protein zwilch homolog (gene zwl-1). Lineage: Eukaryota; Metazoa; Nematoda; Chromadorea; Rhabditida; Rhabditidae. The record is from RefSeq and is marked reviewed. Bases 4 to 1896 code for a protein of 630 amino acids. The transcript is spliced from 7 exons. Gene Ontology annotation, cellular component: cell cortex; spindle; RZZ complex.
AAAAUGCCACUCACCAUCGAGCAGCUCAAGCAAUAUAAUGAAAAAAUGGCCGCAAAAGGCGAAGAGGACGACGCCCCGGCACCGGUUCUCCUGCUCGACAAGUACCGUGUCCGCGUGCUCCCGCUCACGUCGAUUCCCUUCGUGAUGAAUCAUUCGAGCGUUUCCCAGCUUUCUCUGAGCUCUGAAGAUGUUCUUGUCGUUGAUUUUCCAUCCAAGGGAACAGGAUCAGGAGCAGGAAAAGCGGAGAAAAAGAUGAUUUUCAAAAAGAAAAUUGAGCCAAUGGAAGAUAGUUUUGAGGAUAAAGAAAAUGUGAAUGAAGGUGGACCACUUAUGACGUCAUUUCUCACUUUGGAAAAAUUGAGAAAAGGAAUGGUUGGCGACGUGGAAAUCAUUGGAUACGAGUGUGAAACCAGCUUCUUUGAUGCAAAUCCAAUUCCACUCUCGGACGGGGUGUCUCUUCAGAGAUACAUCCGCCUCAACUGCUCCGAGCAUUUUUCGCCGUCAAUCUCGACACUGCCCGUGUGGAUCUCCACGACCAGCUCGAAAUUCCCAUCGAUUUGCUGGCUCGCCGCCGGCCGCACCAAUCGAAACGUGCAAUUCGCCGCGGCGACCCGUGUUCUCGGCCAUUUCAACAAUGAGAAUAGUGAGAGGGUGGUGAAGCAGCUCAACCAGGCGUGCGGCACAUCUCAGCUCAACAAGUAUCGGGCCGUUUACGAGGAGAUUCGUAAGAUUGCAACGGAGAAUCGACCGGCUCCUGGCGAAGUUACGAUCGAUGUGCGGUGGAGCACAAAGAGUACUCUGGUCCUUCUGGAGCAUCCAGACAAUGCGGCCGACUGCACGAUCAAAAUUGAUUUGGGAUGGGGAGAUAAGCGAUUCUUUGUCGAUGAUGAGAUCUUUGAGCAGCUCUUUUUCGUUCUCAACCUCGCUGAUGUUCUCGCAAAUCCGGAUAACGAGGUGAUCUUCCCAAUGGCGCCACCAGCAAAUUUCGAUGAUCUCGUUCAAGAAAUGGAUGCUCUUGUCGAAGCGAGCUCGCGCGAGGAUAAUGUUUUUGUGUCGAAUGAGAAUUUCAGAGGUGGAGAUAUCACUGACAAAGUGUGGAACAUUGUUCGCAAGUGUAAUGACGUCAAGCAGGUCACUCUGCUCUUCAGAAACUUCCUUCAAGCUCUGGCCUACGGAAAAAUCAAGUCUCACGCGCAAGAGCGGAACAAGAGUCAUCUCGCUUCACUGAUCCGUAUCUCGAAAUCCAGUGAAUUCAAAAUUCCGGUUCUCGAGCGGCUCAGCACAAUUGAUAUGAUGAUGGAAAUUGGUGUGGAGAGCCUGAGACGCCGUGUAAUCGACAUCUUCUCGAGCCAACUUCUCUACCCGAGUGACGAGUUGGAGUUUAUUCUGCAAACUUGCGAAAACGAUUUACCAGCUGGAAAUGGUGCUAUGAACUCGGCCGCCAUCUCGCUGCUCCCCAUCACUAUGGCCUUGGCAACUGCGAAUCGAAUCUAUGAACUUCUCAACGAAAAGGACCACGUCAUCCUUCCCGACCUGACACGUCGAAUCCUCCAAAAGUACACUGCAAGUAUGAUUGAAAAGUCGAGACGCGGUGAAACGGAGACCGAGUACACUUUUGAGACGACCCUCCCGUUGCUUCGUAUGUAUAAGGAGGGAUUCAUGAGCAAGAGACCGUGUAUUUGGACUUGUGAGAACUCGAACACUGUUGGAGCAAAUGUUCAGGCUCGUGUGCUCACCUCCCUCGAGUUGCAGCCAUCUCUGGAGCAUAUCAAUCGUCUUGUGAAUGAUUCUCGUCCAGUUUGGACGGCUACCGAGGAGAAGCCUGCGAUGAUCAAGGAUUUGAAUGCCGAUUACACUGUCGUCCACACUAUUUUCUCGUAUCUUCCAAAAAUGUGAACGUAUCAAUAAUUUAUUUGUUUUAUUCCUGUGAAUUCACAUGUUCCCCGAUUCCCCGAUUGAUUUCUCGCUUUUUAUCAACCCCGUAUUCUUCUGUAACCGGUAUUGUUUUUUCGAUAAAGAUUGAAGUCCCAUUUUCGUAAAAAA